This is a messenger RNA of Trametes versicolor FP-101664 SS1, 1362 nucleotides long. RefSeq names its product alpha/beta-hydrolase. Lineage: Eukaryota; Fungi; Basidiomycota; Agaricomycetes; Polyporales; Polyporaceae. The transcript is spliced from 9 exons. The record is from RefSeq and is a predicted model, not a curated record. Bases 32 to 1252 code for a protein of 406 amino acids. Gene Ontology annotation, molecular function: epoxide hydrolase activity. Gene Ontology annotation, biological process: epoxide metabolic process.
CUCACUCUUGCCCCCACCAUAGCUAUUCGAGAUGGUCGAUACCUCGGAGAAACCGUUCACCCUUAGCGUUCCGGAGGCCGACCUCGAGCUACUGCGCAAGAAGCUCGAGCUCGUUCGCCUUCCAGAUGAACUGGACGGUGCCAACUGGGACUAUGGUGCGCCUCUGGCAGACAUCAAGCGCCUCGUCACGCACUGGAAGGACAGCUACGAUUGGCGCAAGUCCGAGGCCGAGAUCAACAAGCUUCCUAUGUUCACGCGCGACAUCGAGGUAGACGGCCACGGGUCGCUCAACAUCCACUACAUCCACCAAAAGAGCGAAGUGAAGAACGCAAUUCCGCUCCUCUUCGUGCAUGGAUGGCCGGGCGACUUCCUCGAAGUUCGGAAGAUGCUGCCGCUGUUGACAGCGAAGUCGGAGGGCAAUCCCAGCUUCCAUGUCGUCGCUCUUAGUCUGCCCGGCUUCGGUUUCUCGGAGGCACCGAAGAAGCCUGGCUUUGCCGGUCCUCAGUAUGCCGAGGUUUUCAAUAAGCUUAUGCUGGCACUGGGAUACGACGAGUAUGUCUACCAGGGCGGAGAUUGGGGAUACAUCCUCGGACUGCACGCCGUCACCCACUACGCACACAAGCACAUCAAGGCCUGGCACACCAACAUGCCCUCAUACCGUCCCCCCACACUUCUCGGAAACCCAUUGCUCUACCUCAGCUCUCUGUUCCUCUCGUGGGACAAGGACGCGAUGGCCGGCCUCAAGAAGACCGCGCAGUGGCGCACCAAGGGCAUGGGCUACUUCAUGGAGCAGGCCACGAAGCCCCAAACCCUUGGCUACAACCUCGCAGACUCGCCCGUGGGCCUGCUUGCGUGGAUCUACGAGAAGCUCGUGGGCUGGACGGACAACUACCCCUGGACCGAUGACGAAGUCAUCGAAUGGAUCUCCGUGUACUGGUUCUCCCGCGCGGGCCCCACGGCCGCCGGGCGCAUCUACUACGAGAUGACGGGCGGGCAGACGCGCCCGCCCUCCGCGGGCAGCCAGUGGCAGUCCAUCCCGCUCGGCGUCUCCUACUUCCCCGCCGAGAUCUCGCAGCUCCCCAAGUCGUGGUCGCACAUGAUUGGGAACCUGGUGUUUGAGUCCACGCACGACAAGGGCGGACACUUCGCCGCGUUCGAGCAGCCGGAGAAGCUCGCGGGCGAUCUGCACAAGAUGUAUGGCAAGGGCGGGCCUGCGCAUGGCGUCGUCCCGGGCAAGAACGGGUACGACUGAGUCGGAGUGGUUUGAUAUGAUGGCCGUACACAUGCUACUCCUUUCCGAAUAUCUGGAUGUUAUAUACCGACCGUAUGUCUGCCCAAUGCUGAUGUACACUAAUGCUAAAA